Messenger RNA from Rhineura floridana, 1353 nucleotides. RefSeq names its product acrosin-like. Bases 1 to 1353 code for a protein of 450 amino acids. Gene Ontology annotation, biological process: acrosome reaction; proteolysis. The transcript has 5 exons. The record is from RefSeq and is a predicted model, not a curated record. Lineage: Eukaryota; Metazoa; Chordata; Lepidosauria; Squamata; Rhineuridae. Gene Ontology annotation, molecular function: serine-type endopeptidase activity.
AUGAGGAGGCUGCUUCUCGCUCUCCUGGCCCUCAUCACAAUCGGGCCUAUGCGUGCCGCAGAGGACAAGUGCAAUGGGAUUUGUGGGAGGCGCCCCCUGGCACCCAGCCACAGCAGCGCCCUUCAGUUUGUGGGAGGCAUCAACACUCUGCCUGGGACCUGGCCCUGGAUGGUCAGCAUCCGGACACCUUUCAGAUCUGGCUAUCAGCACACAUGUGGAGGGUCACUCAUUGGCGCCAAAUGGAUUCUUACUGCAGCCCAUUGCUUUAAAGAUAAGAGGUAUCUAACAAAUUGGGAACUGGUAUUUGGUGCCACUGAGCUGUCCCGGCCUGGUCCCGACGCCCAGCUACGCUUCUUCAAGAGAGUCGUGGAGCAUGAGAACUACCAGCCGCAGCAGCAGAACAAUGACAUCGCCCUGAUAGAGCUGGAUGAUCCAAUCCAGUGCAAUGACUACAUCCAGCCUGCCUGCCUGCCAGAAAGCUCUGUAGACGUGUCUGCCAUGGUCCAUUGCUACAUCGCUGGCUGGGGUUACACACAGGAGAAAUCCACGGCUCCAUCUGACAUCCUAAAGGAGGCCAAGGUGGACCUCAUUCCCAUAGAAAUGUGCAACAGCAGCGACUGGUACUAUGGAAGCAUCACAGCCCAGAAUCUCUGUGCAGGGUUUGCAGGAGGCGGCAUCGACAGUUGUCAGGGUGACAGCGGCGGCCCCCUCAUGUGCAGAGAAGGCCGGUCUGAGCGCUACUGGGUUGUUGGGGUCACCAGCUGGGGCCUGGGCUGCGCCAGAGCUCAGAAGCCCGGGGUCUACACUUCCACACGGCACUUCUAUGACUGGAUUCGGGGCUACACGAAGCCAGAGACCCCCCCCAAGAUGACAACACCCUUGCCACGGCUGCACCUACAACCGCCGCCACUGUCAACAGCCCAACCACAAAGAACCUCUCAAAUGCCAACGACAUCCACAACAUCGACCCAGACACAAACGACAUCCAAAUCAACUGUGCGGCCACCACCGCUCCAGCCAAAGCCACUGCUGCAGACGUCACCCCCACCAGAGACAACGUCCCAACCACAAACAACAUCCCAAACAGAAACAUCGCCGGAACCAAAUCCACAGCCACCACCCCACCAACCGCAGAAACCAACAUUGCUACGGUUUCCCCAGAUGCCACCGCCUUCGGAAGCGCCACAGCCUGUAACUGAGACCACUACCAAGAGCACGACAACAUCUACAACCAGACCUCCUCCCCCGCCCAGUCCACCUAAAAAACCCGAAAGGCGUACAAUGGUGACACGUGUCGUGUACGGCAGCAGAUGGGAUGACAGCAGGUGGCCUAGCAAACAUUCACAAGCAUAA